Messenger RNA from Sitodiplosis mosellana (orange wheat blossom midge), 1050 nucleotides. RefSeq lists its product as uncharacterized. The coding region runs from base 262 to 996 and encodes 244 amino acids. Gene Ontology annotation, biological process: tRNA wobble uridine modification. Gene Ontology annotation, cellular component: elongator holoenzyme complex. The transcript is spliced from 2 exons. The record is from RefSeq and is a predicted model, not a curated record. NCBI's taxonomy places the organism in Eukaryota, Metazoa, Arthropoda, Insecta, Diptera, Cecidomyiidae.
GCGAAUUUUUGGUUGAUUUUGAACAAUUUAUCUAUUUUUCACACCAUUUAAUCGCAUAAUUCAAAAUUGCAAAUUUUGAUUUAAAUACUUUUUGAUUUUCUCUCAACAUUGACAAUUGUAUAAUUUUCUGGCAGUCACUUUGACAGCUCAUCGCAUUCAAAACAAACACAUUUGUCACAAUCACACCGCGAGGUUAGAUUGUUUUGCUGAAAUCGUCUAUUUUGUGUUCGCACAUUUGAAUCCAAUAAAAGCCGACGAAAAAUGUCAACAAGUGUUUUGCUAGCGUGUGAAUUGAAUGAGCAAAAGUUGCCACCAUUUGUAUUGAUCCAGGAGAACAGUGGAGCUGAUGCGUCAUUUCUGGUGGCCAGUUUGAUUGGAAAUUGCUUGAAAUACCAACAGAAUGGAGUCGUUUUGGUUUGUUUACAUCACAUCAGUCAACAUUACACAAGUGCAGCGGCCCGAUUGGGCUUCAACAUCAGUGUGGCGCGAGACAAAGGACGAUGCGUAAUCGCCGAACCGUUGACAGAUAUCGGCCAAAAUUUCCUCACAUCAACGUUUUUAUCGGAACCAAAAGCGGAAUUGUUGGAAUCUCUCUUGUUAAGUAUCAAAGCAGAUGCGGAGCAACAGUUGAAUGACAAAGGGAAUGUCACCAUAAUCAUCGAUAGCAUUAGCACUCUCGUCGAUUUGGGCUGCUCAAAGGAAUCGGUGCUCCAAUUUUGCCACAGACUCAUCAAUCUGGCCAAUGAUCGCAUUUCAAUCGUCCUGAAAAUCAACACAAGCAAUUUGUACGAGGAUUUUGUUAGCAGCCUAGAGGAUUACGCGAAUUCGGAUUAUCUCAUCACCAAAAUGAAAUCAGGAGAAUUCCAUGAGGUUGAUGGUAAAAUUAUUUAUAAAAAACGAUCCGAUUUUCGACACAUUUCUAAAACGAUUCUGUACAAAGUUGGCGAUAAAAAUAUUAAAAUCUUCCAACCCGGUGAAAUCGGGGUCAGAGCUUAAGAAGUGUUGUUUUUAUUGAAUAAAUACAAACAUGAUGUUGAUGAUAAAAUUUUA